This is a messenger RNA of Anopheles stephensi (Asian malaria mosquito), 2154 nucleotides long. RefSeq lists its product as uncharacterized. The coding region runs from base 128 to 1924 and encodes 598 amino acids. The transcript has 2 exons. NCBI's taxonomy places the organism in Eukaryota, Metazoa, Arthropoda, Insecta, Diptera, Culicidae. The record is from RefSeq and is a predicted model, not a curated record. Gene Ontology annotation, molecular function: DNA binding.
UGCACACGGGCUGUCAACUGCCUCGGAAAGUGUUUGUUUACGCUUUGUGCUGCUGAGCGGAGUAAAAUAGUUUGUGCAAAAGAUUCGUUCCGGUUUCUAGUUAUAAUUGCAGCACAAGCUACCCAACAUGUCCGAGAGCAACGAUAGCGUCCGUUGUCGCAAAGCGUCCAACCCGUACACAAGGCAGGAUUUGAAGAAUGCCAUCAAUCUGAUAGUGGACCGCGGCGUUUCCAUCCGGCGGGCGGCCCACGUGUGCAACGUACCACGCACCACGCUGUCCACCUAUCUGCGGUCGCUCAAGCACGGCAAAAUCAGCAAGCUGCUGCCCCAGGAGGAGCAAGCCCUGUACCAGUGGAUGACGGACUGUUGCAAGCGCGGUUUCUCGAUUAAAAAGCGCAACGUGGAAACGGCGGCAGAAGCGCUGGUCCAGAAGAAUGAACCGCCCCGCACGCACCCGUUCCAGGACACCGAGUUCGGACGGCGAUGCUACCAGAGGUUUGUGAAAAGAUGGCUGUCCGUUGAUCGGGCCAAGGAGCGCAAACAUAUCGGCAUCGUAACGGAUUGGUUUCUGCACAUCGAAAGCUAUCUGAACGAAUCGAACCUGUUCGACAUACUGUCCCAACCGGCCCGUGUCUUCCUGUGCGAUGAGCUGCGGUUCCGCGAGCGGGUCGAAAUGAAGGAAAGUGUACGGACGUUGCUGAAGAAAAUGACCAUGCUGUACACCUUCUCGGCGGCCGGACAUCAUCUGUCCCCGCUGCUCGUUUACCCGUACCGGCGUGACGUUCCGCCGCAUAUCGUGCAGGCAGCACCGAAAAACUGUGCCAUCGUGGCACACGAGUACGGACAGGUGACGCCGAAAACGUUUGCCGCCUAUCUGGACAAGGUGGUGGACAAGUUCGUGACGACCAACAACAUCCCCAAGCCGGUGAUUAUGUUUGUGGACGAGUCGCAGGUAGAUCUGACGCUGCAUCUGCACAACACCUGCAAGCGGCUGGGUGUCGUGCUGAUCGGUCUUUCGUCGUCCCAGGUGGUGAAGCCUACCGGUAACGCAUUCAACGACAUCUGCAGCGGAUGGGAACGCGAGCUGCCGAAGUGGGAAAAGGACAAUGGGCGCGAAUUCACGCUCGCCGAAUGUGCCGGGCUGAUGCAGCAAAUCAACCAACGGUACAUCAAGAGCACGGUGCUGGUGAAGGACUUUGCAGAUAGUAAUUUGUGUCCCUGGACCCGGCCGGUACGCGAGACGACGGCGGUGGCGGGCGAUGAAGCGACCGCGGCGGCGUAUGACGAAAUGAUGGAACCGGAGGAUGAGGAUGACGACCUGGAGAUAGAGCAUUUCCUAGAGAACGUUGACGGUUGGUCGGAUGGAGAGGAAGGGGAGGAGGACGUGGAUUUCGACGAGGACGAGGAUGAGUGCAUGGACGAGCUCAACGAUGCGGAUGGCGUUGACGGUGAGCAGCUUGCGGAGGAGAUGGAAAAAGAAGCAGCAGCAGCAGGCAAAAGGGAAGCAGACGAUAAGAACGUCCGAGCCGAUGCAACUCAGUCGGUUGAAACGAAGCCGGACGGGAAGACGGAACCCAAAGCAACCGAAGCUAACUGUUCUCGUAAGCCCGUUCCCGAGCAGGUGAAUGGGAAGGACGGCAACCAGGCGCAGCAAACGCCCCAAAACAGCGCCAACUCUGAGACGGAAGAUAACGAGGACGGGCCACCGGACGAUAUCGAUAUCAGUAUUAAUUUCAUCGAUUUCAAGCGUGCCAUCGGAAGCGAGCUGACGGAGAGGUUUGAGCGUAAGCUAGAGAUUGAGAAUCGUCUCCCGCUGGCGAACCAUGCCGAGAAUGUCCUGUUCGACAUUUAUCGCCAAUUUCGGUGCGACAUUGUCACCGACAGUGACGACGAUUACGACGUUGUAGAGGUAGGCGAUGAUUGAGGAUGAUGACCCGGUAAGCUGGAGCUGGAGCAGUAGAUGAUAGGUCGUUACACCAAAGCACGCACCGCAAGUAUAUGUAUUGAAAAGCUAGUCAGGUAAUUAGAGUCCUAACGAAACAUUCCUUGAUGCUGGUGCAUGGGAAGGCACGACAAGUUUUUUUCUAUUCCUCAUAAGCUACUCUCCCAAAGCAACAGAUAAUAAACUUACGCUGUUUAUAGCUUAACUGUUUG